AUGACUCUUCUCGAAGAAGAGCUUGAACGUGCAGAAGAGCGUUUGAAGAUCGCCACUGAAAAGCUCGAAGAGGCCACUCACAAUGUCGACGAGUCCGAGCGUGUACGCAAAGUGAUGGAAAACCGCUCAUUCCAAGAUGAGGAGCGUGCCAACACGAUUGAAGCUCAGCUCAAAGAAGCCCAGAUGCUCGCCGAAGAAGCCGACCGAAAAUACGACGAGGUCGCCCGUAAGUUGGCCAUGGUUGAAGCUGAUCUCGAGAGAGCCGAGGAGCGUGCCGAAGCCGGAGAGAACAAGAUCGUCGAAUUGGAAGAAGAAUUGCGUGUGGUUGGUAACAACUUGAAGUCACUCGAACUUUCUGAGGAGAAAGCCCUCGAGAAAGAAGACAUUUUCGCCGAGCAGAUUCGUCAGCUUGACUUCAGAAUGAAAGAGUGGUGUUGUGAGGUAAAUCAUUGUUGGUGUUCUGUCUACAGCAAGAUUGUCGAAUUGGAAGAGGAGCUACGUGUCGUUGGAAAUAACUUGAAGUCACUCGAAGUGUCCGAAGAGAAGGCACUGCAACGUGAGGAUUCAUACGAGGAACAAAUCCGUACCAUCUCAGCUCGUCUGAAGGAGGCCGAAACCCGUGCCGAAUUCGCCGAACGUUCCGUACAGAAGCUCCAGAAGGAGGUCGACAGACUUGAGGACGAAAAAGAUGAAGCUGAUCGGAAGAAUAGACUACUUCAAGAGGAACUCGAUCAUCUGCUCACCGAACUUAAUGAUGAAUUGGUACACGAGAAGGAAAGAUACAAGGCGAUUUCUGAGGAACUUGACUCGACCUUCCAAGAACUCUCUGGCUAUUGA
This is a messenger RNA of Cooperia oncophora, 837 nucleotides long. Lineage: Eukaryota; Metazoa; Nematoda; Chromadorea; Rhabditida; Trichostrongylidae. The record is from the annotation of a GenBank genome assembly.